AUGUCAGACGACUAUGGAGUGAGCACAGAGUUGAUAUUUGGGCUCAGGGACGUGAGGUUGUGGCUAAAGACAAGUACUCCCUAUUUUGAGAAGAUUUUAUGUAUAUUUCUGCUACAGGAAUUAAGAGGGACCAAGUCUUUUAUAUUCUCUGGCCUGUACGCUGCGAUCGUAUUUGGAGGGCAGCACUUCAUGAGGGAAAGGCAAAGACUGAACCUGCGUCGCCCGCUGGUGUUGUGGUCACUCAGCCUGGCCAUUUUCAGCAUCGUAGGAGCGGUCAGGACCGGAGCUUACAUGCUGCACCUCCUCACAAACGACGGCUUCAAACAGUCGGUGUGUGACAACAACUUCUACAGCGCUCCCCUCACCAAGUUCUGGGCCUACGCCUUUGCCCUCAGCAAGGCCCCCGAGCUGGGAGACACCGUGUUCAUCGUCCUGCGGAAACAGCGCCUCAUCUUUCUGCACUGGUACCACCACAUCACCGUGCUGCUUUACUCCUGGUACACCUACAAGGAUAACCGGGCGGGCGGCUGCUGGUUCGUGACCAUGAACUACAUGGUUCACUCUGUCAUGUACACGUACUACGCCGCCAGAGCGGCCGGCCUGCGGGUGCCGCGUCCCUUCGCCAUGGUCAUCACGGCCUUGCAGAUCCUGCAGAUGGUGAUGGGCCUGGCCGUGCAGGGCCUCGUGUACCACUGGAUGCACGAGUUGCACUGUCCGUCCCACCAGGACAACAUUGUGUGGGGCUCUCUCAUGUACCUCAGCUACUUGAUCCUCUUUGCCUACUUCUUCUACAACACCUACCUCAAAGGCUCCCCCAGCGACAAAGUGUCCAAGAAAGAGUAGCGCGCCUCCCUGUGCUCGGGGUCGUAUUAAAGGCUCUCAACAUCCUCCUCUUCUGACUGCAGCUCAGAGAGGAGGACGAUUUGGAGCAUUUUAAUGUGAUCUCACGAUGAAAGCGAGGAGAUUGAGGGGCAUUUCUGUAACUGUGUUUGACUAAAAAUAGCGCUGUCGUCAUUUAAACGAUUGCCUUGUUUACUUAAACUCCUUUAUCUAAAAACAGCCAUAUGAGGGCCAAAUACUGUCAGAGGCAACUGACACUUGUUCCUGUGUUUUUAAAGAAGAAGUCAUUGAUUUAUAUGUAAGAAGAAAUGCUUAAUUUUACUUUAAUUGAGUGAGGAAAUGAUUCGUUUAGCUCUAGUUAGCUUAGCAUAAAGGCUGGAAGCAGACUUUCCUUUCCCUGGAAAACUGACUUAUUUAAACUCUGCAUCUUUCUGUUUAACCUGCAAAUGAACAAAAACAUAAAAGCAACAGAUUCUUGACUCCAGCUCUAACAAACAUCUUUUACAGACGGGAUCCUGUUAAAGCGUUUACACACCGCCUGCUCACUGUCUUUAUGCUCGACUAGGAUAAACAAUCUGCACCAAAUUUGCACCAAAUGUUGAACUAGCCCUUUAAAAGUGACACGGGGGCAGGUACUAAUCUGAUGCCGUAAAAAUGAGCAUCACGUGGCGCCUGCAGGCGCAGAAACUGUAACACCUGUGUCCACCUGUGCAGGUUAGCAAGUAACAGGGAGUGAAGACUAAUGCACUAAAUGGCAGAGGAAUGUUUUCGUGCACGUAAACGUGCAGG
Molecule: messenger RNA, 1629 nt
Organism: Neolamprologus brichardi
Lineage: Eukaryota; Metazoa; Chordata; Actinopteri; Cichliformes; Cichlidae
Source: RefSeq, a predicted model, not a curated record